AUGCAGUCAGGCCUCUACGGCACCGGGAUCCAGUCCUACUUCACCUUCCUGCGCUUCCUGCUGACGCUCAACCUGCUGACCGUGCUCGUGACCGCCAGCUUCGUGCUGCUUCCCCUGGCCUGGCUGCGCCCGCCCGGCCCGGGCCCCGCCGUGAACUUCACCCUCCAGUGCCCUGGUGGACCCCAACCCCAGAAUGACCUUCCCAAUUUCCACAAUCAUUUCUGGAAUGUGUUGACUGGCAGAGCCUUCAACAACACCUACCUCUUUUAUGGCGGAUACCACGCGGGGUCCGAGGGCAGCUCAGUGUACAGCAUCCGCCUGGCCUACCUGCUGAGCCCGCUGGCCUGCCUGCUGCUCUGCUUCUGUGGGACCCUGCAGCGGAUGGUGAAGGGGCUGCCCCAGAGGCUGUUCCUGGGCCAGGACUACAGGUCGCCGCUCAGUGCCAAGGUCUUCUCGUCCUGGGACUUCUGUAUCCGGGGGCAGGAAGCCGCCACCAUCAAGAAGCAUGAGAUCAGCAACGAGUUCAAGGUGGAGCUGGAGGAGGGGUAUCGCUUCCAGCUGAUGCAGCAGCAGACCCGGGCCCAGAGAGCCUGCCGCCUGCUCACCUACCUGCGGGUCAACCUCCUCAUCGGGCUCUUGGUGGUCGGAGGCAUCAGCGCCAUCUUCUGGGCCACCAAGUUCUCACAGGACAACAAGGAGGAGCGUGUGUUUGUGCUACUCCAGUACCUGCCCCCUGGGGUCAUCUCCCUGGUCAACUUUCUGGGCCCCCUGCUGUUUGUCUUCUUGGUGCAGUUGGAGAACUACCCUCCUAACACUGAGGUCAACCUCACCCUCCUCUGGUGUGUGGUGCUGAAGCUGGCCAGCCUGGGGAUGUUCUUCUUCUCGCUGGGCCAGACCAUGCUCUGCAUCAGCGGAAACAAGACCAGCUGUGAGUCCUACGGCUACAACGCCUGUGACUACCAGUGCUGGGAGAACUCCGUGGGGGAGGAGCUGUACAAGCUGAGCACCUUCAACUUCCUGCUCACCGUGGCCUUCGCCUUCCUCGUCAGCCUGCCUAGGAGGCUGCUGGUGGAGCGGUUCUCAGGCCGGUUCUGGGCCUGGUUGGGCCGGGAGGAGUUCCUCGUGCCCAAGAACGUGCUGGACAUCGUGGCGGGGCAGACGGUCACCUGGAUGGGCCUCUUCUACUGCCCCCUGCUGCCCCUGCUCAACAGCGUCUUCAUAUUCCUCACCUUCUACAUCAAGAAGCACACCCUCCUGAGGAACUCCAAGGUGCCCCUUCGGAGGUUCCGAGCCUCUAGCUCCACUUUCUUCUUCCAGCUGGUGCUCAUUCUGGGCCUGCUUGUGGCCACCCUGCCCCUGGGCUACGUGGUCAGCAGCAUCCACUCCUCUUGGGACUGCGGCCUGUUUGCCAGCUACUCAGCCCCCUGGCAGGUGGUCCCGGAGCUGGUGGCCCUCCGGCUGCCGCCCCUCGGCCAGCGCGCCCUCCACUACCUGGGCUCCCAAGCGUUCAGCUUUCCCCUCCUCUUCCUGCUCAGCCUUGUCCUGACCGUGUGCGUCUCCCAGUCCCAGGCCAAGGCGAGGGCCAUCCAGGGGCUCCGGAAGCAGCUGGUGUGGGUGAGUGUCAGCUGGGCUGGGAGGGGCCUCGGUGACUCUGUGGGACCCGAAUCCCUUCAUUCUCGAUCUUCGCACCCACGAUCCUUCUGCCCUGGAUUCCCUUGCCCGGGUUCCCCGGGCCCCAUGUCCCCCAGGUCCCCCAGGUACCUCCCAGGGAGCAUCCUGGGAGACCCAGAGUAG
Miniopterus natalensis is the source of this 1794-nucleotide messenger RNA. The record is from RefSeq and is a predicted model, not a curated record. Lineage: Eukaryota; Metazoa; Chordata; Mammalia; Chiroptera; Miniopteridae.